Cloeon dipterum is the source of this 1011-nucleotide messenger RNA. RefSeq lists its product as uncharacterized. The record is from RefSeq and is a predicted model, not a curated record. The transcript has 4 exons. Lineage: Eukaryota; Metazoa; Arthropoda; Insecta; Ephemeroptera; Baetidae. The coding region runs from base 351 to 908 and encodes 185 amino acids.
UGCAAGGUGGAUUAUUAUUUGUUGCAGAACUGAACUAUCAACGACGGAACGACGUGCUCACUGCUCAUAAACUGACGGAACUGACGCGGAAUUAAGUGCGCAAGCAAUAUUAGAUCAACUUGUGCGCUUUUGUUGGACAUCAUCAAAUACGGCGCCGGUGGUACAAACUCCGACAGUUAACUAGAGAUAAUAGAGAGCCAGGUGCUGCAUUCGUAGGGCUCAACUUACGCGCCUCUCUCUAUUCGCACGUAGAGAGGGAGAGACACUCACGACGAUCCAACCAGUAUCCUGCUGUACGGCCACCUGAGCGGAUCGAUUGAUUUCAGUUCUUAAAACACACAUUAUACAACAUGUCCUCUAUCCAUGGCAUUAUCAAUUUGUACAUGCAGUGGUCUCAGUUUCAGCCACGACCCUCUACUUCACAUGAAGGUAUUGAGCAACCUGUGGUCAAUCAAAAGCCAGACUGGACCUACUCAGUAAACGGCAGUGUUCCUGCGGAUGCUUACUGCAUAGACGACGACGACGACGACAUUAAUGCCCACCCAGCCCACGUGGGGGCCCACUUCACUCCCAAUUUCGGCUUCAUCCCUGGCAUGCUGCUGCCCGAGGUGGGCGUGGUCGGGGUCUUGCCCGACGACGCUAAAAACACCUUCACCGAGAGGCAGCACUACUUUGCGUUGGUCGGAAUGGACUUUUUCUGGCGGCCAUACGAUUCUAAAAAAUGGAAAUACAUUCCGCCUGAUGCGUUUACCAUCAUGAACGAAAAGAAAGGAUUAUAUCUAAUUGGCCGUCGCGAGGUCGACGGCGUCUUCCUAGUCGGCAUGAUCAUCGGUGAAGUUCUUUACGUUCGGAAGAAGGAUGAGGUACUUAUAAUCGAUGACAGAUAUGAGAUUUUGUGCAAGAAAUAGUGGUUUUUGUGUGUUUUAAACUCUGAGAACUUCUUAACUAAUCUACGCAAGUGAAUUUAAAAUACAUGAACAGCUCGCAAUAUUUGCGAGUAUUAUGUGUGAA